This is a messenger RNA of Plasmodium inui San Antonio 1, 4395 nucleotides long. RefSeq lists its product as hypothetical. The transcript has 2 exons. The record is from RefSeq and is a predicted model, not a curated record. NCBI's taxonomy places the organism in Eukaryota, Apicomplexa, Aconoidasida, Haemosporida, Plasmodiidae. Bases 1 to 4395 code for a protein of 1464 amino acids.
AUGGAAGAAGGUCUACUCGAAGGGAAGCCAAGAAGUCCCCCCUAUAACGCUGAGUACUAUGAAAAUUUAAUCAAACGGGAAAGAAAUGACAGCCUCACUGGAAGUUGCCACCAACCGAACGAAGCAAGUGGCAAUGAUGGCGCAAUGAAGAGACAUCCCCACAAGAGAGAAGAAAACAAAUCGACGAAAAAUGAAAAAAAUAAAUGUAUCAUAUUUUCUACCCUGCUAAGAUAUAAAAAAUAUUUAACGAAAAAAGGGAACACUUAUUUCGACUUCAACCAAACAAAUUUAAUGAUGAACGAGAAGGAACUUUUACUCCAGAGCAGCAACUACUUUCACCUCUUUGACAUAAGUUCUCUCUUCUACCCCCAUGUGUACGUUAAUGUCCAUUCGCACAUGAGUGUCAACAUAUCAGAUUAUUUGAAUUACGUGAAGAGGGUAUCCCCAGAGGAGAUCGAAGGGAGGGGCUCCUCAGGGAAGGACCCCCCAGUGAAGCAAUCCUCAGUGGAGGCGACCCCAAUUUUGCAGUACGCCACCCGGCAGGAGUUCAUUAUGGAAGCCAUCCAAAAAGUGGAGCACAUAGAAGUGUUCAAAAAAGUGCAGCUCGUGAAGAAGCUACUCCUAACGGUGAACAGGGAGGUAGCCCAGAAGGUCGAGACCUACGUGGACAACAUCCUGGAAGUGAACCCAAACGACUACAUCUUCGUGCAGACCAACCGAAAGAAUGAUCUCCUCUUUGGCUACGUGAAAAGUAGCAAGUUUAAUUUAAUCUUCGAAAUUUUCAAUUUUAACAAAUUUUUUAAAAAAUGCCACGAGGAUAAUGUAGACAUAACUGUACACGAGGUGAAGGAUAAAGGAUCCGAUGAGCAAAGUUUUGUUGAGCGGCUCGGCACCGAAGGAGGGAUAUAUCUUAAGGAGCAGUCUAUUCAUGUGAAAAGGGACGUUUACCAGAACGUUAAAUUCUGUUCCGCUCACUACUGCUAUUAUUACUUCUUUAAAAAUGCCCCUGUGAAGUGCAUUUUUGAGGAAGGAAAAAGCAGAAAAAAAAUCUUCACAUUUAGUCUCUGCGUAAAGUACGUAAAGAAUCAUCUCUUCGUCAUGAUGCUAUUCAAUUAUAGCCCCCCCCGGGAAGGUGACAAACAUUGUGUCAACGCGGAAGCAGCCGUCCCUGACUUGGAUGAAAUCGACACACACAACAAACAGUUUAACCUCAACGAGACAGACAAAAAUGUAUUCAAAAGGAACACCUUUUUUGUACAUCAUCUGUAUGACGAGUUAAAGUGCAAAUUGUUGAGUCUUAUCAGUUUUGUCAGCUUCCCCCCAAAUGAUUACAUUGCAGAUAUUCAUUUGACCAAACUGAACAAGUGUAAUGAUUCUUCCCCAGGAGGCUACUCCUUCAGUGUGUACUGCUUAUCCAAUGGAGGGGUCGUCUAUAUUUUUAUUUUCACCAUGAUGAUAGAUAACCUUUGUAAGGAUUCCUUCCAAUUGCACGUCAACAAGUAUUACCAUUUUGAGCUAAGGAGAAAGGACACUUACCAAAGCGUCAAAGUUGUCAAGUGCAGCUCAGGGUUCCUCGGCGCUCUCUGUGGGGGGGGACCCCAAAGGCGAACGAAGAGGAAGGUCAACCGAAAGAGGACCAACUCACCAGGGGAGCAAUCCCCGCCGAACAACAAAUGGGAAAUACCCCAUACGUUAGAGGAAGAAACCAUUGCACCGCUCCAAAGUGACAACCUUUGUGAAGCGCGAGGGAAUAUAAUUUGCUCUCGUACCAGCUGGGGUGGAAACAAACCUACCCAUGCAAGCACCCAAAUGGAAAAGUACAAAUACCUCUUCUUGAUAAUAACGAGCAAGUGCGACUUCUUUAUUGUCACCUUCAGGAGGAAGAAAAAAGGAGGGGACAUUGAAUUGGUAAAUUAUUCCUGCACGAAUAGCACCAACCGGAACGAGAUCAUCCGGGGGGUGUUGGUCAAUAAGCACCAUUUUGGCAAAGCCGAUGAGGGGGAGAAGGGAUCAAAAGGGAAAACUGCAAUGGGGCAAACCACCCGACCUAUGCAUCACCAGCAUCGUAUAAAACAGCCAAAUGGGAGCUUCUCAAUAUUCGAGCUGCUAUGCUACUUCCAAGAUGGGGGGGUAAAGAAAUACAACUUUGUCUGCACCGCGAAGGAACAACACCUGGAGUUCUUUCUCACCAAAAAUGAAAUGCCCAGAGGUGAACUGCUCUGCAAGAAGCAAUUCUUCAUUCCGAUCCUCUUCCCAUUUAAUGAAGAAGUGCUCAAAAAGGGAAGAAAACAAAACGACAACAGUGUAACGUUGUAUAACACACAAGCUAGCUAUUUUAAAAGCAUCUUUUUUAUUUACUUCCAGGAGAAGCAAUAUGAGAAUGUUAGCCUCUGCGUAAAUGACCAGUGCCUAGUUAUCACGUAUGUAAAAUCCGUCUGUGAUUUGCUGCGGCAGAUACGUGCAGUGAUGGGGCGGGCCAGGAGCUCCCAGGGGGAAUUGCACAGCGGGGCUGACCUAAGCUUCCACGACCAAGUAGAUAUCCUUGAAACGGGAAGAAAGAGCAACCCCCAAAGAAGCGACGCGCACCUCCCACCAGACGAACGAACCAACUUCCUAGCAGGGGAAACUCUGAACGGAAAUUUAUUCACACACAGGGAACAUAAGACGCACUUCUGGGAGUACAAAUACAUCCUAUUCGGCUUCUACGACUUAUUUUUAAUAAACCAAAAUAAUAGCACCGGUAAUGAUGGUGGUGGUAAUGUUAUCGGCGGUAAUGUUAGCGGGGGUAAUGUUAGCGGUUGUGACGUCAGCGGCGGCAACGCUAGCAACAAGGCUAACCCCGGGGUGAGCGAAAAGGAGAAAAGGAGACACCCCAGGGACGCAAUCAGCGAAGUGAACGCAUACGAUGCACACAGCCACUUUAAUUUCCUCAAUAUAGUAAAGGACUAUCUAUCUUAUGACGCCCUUGUCGGGGGUGUCUCCAACGCCCCAUCCGGGGAAAACAGAAGGAAGAUUAAAAUGAAUUUUUAUCACUUCCUCCAAACGUUAAGUCAUUUUCAAGAAAACUACGUCAGUGAGGGGAACUCCUUUUUUCACCUAAUAUUUAACGAACUCUUCCAGAAGAAUGUCUACCCUGCUGGUGCCAAUCGCACGAAAGCAGUGGGGAGGGAGACCCUGUCGGUUCAGCUGCAUCCCCUGCUAGACAUAAGGACUCACUUCUGUGUUCUGUUUUCCUUCUUCAUUCACAUGUACAAUUUUUGCCUGAAGCAAAACGGCAUCAGUAGCGACUCCUUCAGCUCCCACAUCACCUAUUUUCUCAUUAGCAAGAAGACGCGCAGGAAUAGGAAGCGCUUCCGGUACGUUUACGAGCCGGAGUCGCGCCAAGGGGGCGACAAAACUGUCGAUUAUGAUGAUGAUGCGAAUGGAAAAGCGGAUGGUAAUGCGGAUGAUAGGGUGGGCCAGAACGAACACCUCCAGAUGAGCCCUCCGACGACCCCCGAGGCAACCCCCCAGGCGAACCUACUCGCCAUGCGCAAGUGCCUGUACUACAUAAGCAAGGCAAAAAAAUAUUUGCAUUCCAUAUUUAGAGGGGGGGCGGGGGGUGAAGACCCAGGGCGGGGGGUUGCCCUUCCCCACGUCUACACAAAUCUGUAUCUCUGCCAGGUCGUCUACAUCAUGCUUAACACGUUGCGAAUCAAUAACACAAACGUCUUUGUGAAUGUAAAUUACGAUUUGAGGAAAAAUAAUAUGGACUACUUCUACCUCCUCAUACUGCUGAAUGUUUAUUGCCUCCAUAGCAUCUUAAUAUCGCAUGGUGCGGCUCAGAACCCCCUCAGUGGAGGAGACGGAGAAGAAGAUCUGCACCAAUUCUUCUAUCAUAUUUUCCAGAGGGAAGCCAUCCCCAGUGGAGGCAAAACAGACAGUACCCGAAUGGAAGGCGUCGAAAUAGACCAAGACACGUUUGAAAGGCAUCAAGUGCUGAUUCACGACUUUAUUAGAAGGCUAACGAGUCGCUUAAGGGAUGACCACUAUGUGAUUGAGCGAACUUAUUUUAAAAUCAACUGCGUCCUUUGUGGAAAAGUAUCUCUUUCAAAUUUGUAUAAUCAUUAUUAUAUCUGCGAACAGAAGCACAUUUUUAACAAGUGCAUGCUUACUCUGUGUUGCAUAGGUAAGAGUAGCUUGGUUAUCCCCAAUGUUUACCUUUCGCGUGAUUUAAGUAAGUCAGUUUUUGAAGAACCCAUCGAUACGUUACAGUUCAAUCUGCGAGUGAAAUUGGACUGUCCCUAUUUCUGCUCCUUCUGCCAUCUGUUUGUGACGACCCAGAAUAGGUUCUUCUCGAAGCACUUCCUUUUUAAGCAGUGUCCCUUUUGUAAUCACCAUUUGGUCGCCGUGUGA